AUGGCCGCCAACUGCAUCUUCUGCAAGAUCAUCAAGGGUGAAAUCCCCUCCAUGAAAAUCUUCGAGAGCGAAAAGACCCUCGCCUUCCUCGACAUCAACCCAUUGAGCUUAGGCCACGCGCUCGUCAUACCCAAACACCACGGCGCCAAACUAACCGAUAUCCCCGACGACCAGCUCUCCGAAGUCCUGCCCGUCGCGUCCAAAAUCGCAAAAGCCACGGGCUCAGACCAGUACAACAUCCUGCAGAACAACGGCCGCAUGGCACAUCAGGUGGUGGACCACGUGCACUUCCACUUCAUCCCCAAGCCGAAUGAGCAGGAGGGGUUGGGGAUAGGGUGGCCGCAGCAGAAUCCGGGGAAGGAUAAGUUGCAGAGUCUGUUGGAGGAGAUUAAGGCGAAGAUGUGA
Messenger RNA from Saxophila tyrrhenica, 405 nucleotides. RefSeq names its product Adenosine 5'-monophosphoramidase (gene HNT1). The transcript is spliced from 2 exons. The record is from RefSeq and is a predicted model, not a curated record. NCBI's taxonomy places the organism in Eukaryota, Fungi, Ascomycota, Dothideomycetes, Mycosphaerellales, Extremaceae. Gene Ontology annotation, biological process: nucleotide metabolic process. Gene Ontology annotation, molecular function: catalytic activity. The coding region runs from base 1 to 405 and encodes 134 amino acids.